AUGGACCCUUCACAGGCAGCUUCAAGCAAUGUAACGGUUGAAUACACGGAUCCAUCUGGUCUGUUUCCGCUUGUACAACCAGUUAUCGAAGCAAAACUACCUCUAAAGAACCUCCACUGGAAAUCACCAACCCGCCCCGUACGUUCAAUUGAGUCGCUUCGCAUUGGCUUCACGCCCGCGCAAGAAUCAAACGAGCGUAAGUCCUCUAGCGAUGCUGCUUCCGGCGCAGUCGCCCACCGCCGGCAUCAGAUUCCCGGUCUACGGCAGACACCAUACCUGAAGAUUUACCUCCUCCGCUGCGACGACAACGAGACCUACAAAACCACAGCACGACGGAACCUGCGUGAAUGGAUUAAGGCCAAUGCGUCUUCACAAAGCUCGCAGUCUGCGACUGCCAACCAGGAAAAGCACGAUGCGUUCGAGUGGUUGAUUCUACACGUGGUGCCGGACGGUGAAGCUGCGGAGAAGGCAGCCGCAUCCACAUCCAAAUGGGGCCGGGGGUCAACAUCGGUGCUGGAGAAGGCGAAAGCAGACUUCAAUGGGUCGUCCAAGUCUGCUGUAGACCGGGUGGCUCAAUUGCGUCUUCCGAAGCCGGGGGUCAAGUCUCCUGAAUUGGCUGAACAAUUGGAGGACCUGAUUGAUAAAAUCAAGAAUGGCAUUCUGGCAUCAUUCGAUCUCCGUGUGGCUCAGUAUGAGGAAGAUAUCAAGGAGAAAGACUCUCAGCGUAGUCUGCCCGGGUGGAACUUUUGCACGUUCUUUAUCCUGAAAGAAGGUCUGGCCAGGGGUUUCGAGAAUGUGGGCCUCUUUGAAGAUGCAUUGGCAGGGUAUGAUGAGCUAGGAGUUGGGCUGGAUGCUGCUAUUCGAGAUCAAAUCGAGGGAAGUGGGGAUCAGCAUGGCGGUGCACUCUUGACUACCAGUAAGAACUGGACAGAGAUGGCCAAGAAGGCAUUGGAGAGUGGUGCCUCCGAGGAAACCGAUGCCAGUCCAUUCACGGAGCUUCAGCCGGAUGAGUUUCCACUCAAUGCCAAUAAGAUGCCUUACCGGGAAAUGAUCCUAGCAAGCGACAUCUCCAUCUUCGACUUCCGCACAUACAUCUUUGCUCGGCAAUUGACUCUACUGCUCCGAGCUGCGCGCGCGCCCUCGCUCCUUGGCAACGAGACUGCUGCAGAUGUUCAGGCAGGCAAAAUUGACAAGAAGAAGCCCGAAAAUCUCAUUCUGCUAUCCGAGGUUUGUGGAAGAUCGACAGAGUUCAUCGGUCUGGCUGCGCGUACACUUCGCUUUGAUCUCCAAUCCGGGCUGGCGGACGUAGAGCAUGAUGGCAAGACUGACGUUAUCAACAAUUUCGUCUCUUCAUGGGCAUUCUCGGCAGCUUUCCAGGUAUUGAGUCAGACUUUCACCCCGACUCUCAGUUUGCCCGAGUCUUCUCUCCAUGUCGUCGCUCAGAACGGUGAAGCGGCUGCUGUCACAGCUGCAGAAUCUCAAUCCAAUGUGCCUCGUCGCACAAGCUCGCUUAUCGGCCCGGCGGGUGGCCGCCCUGGUCGACCAGUAACUCAGGAUAUUUCUGAUAAUGUGGGUUUGUUGCAGCGUCGGUCGACUAUGGAUCACCCUAAACCUGCGCCUGUUCUUACACAGAAGACCGGCUCUGAGCAGUUAUCAUCCGGCAGAGCGGAGUUGCUUUUACUUGCGCGACGCUCGCUGGAAGAAAUUGCCCGGAGAAGGGGUUGGGCAGAGAAGUGGAACGACCUUGACCUUCUUUUCGAUGACCGGCAUCGCUCUGGGGCGAGUGCUUUGGCCGAGGUCUCUUUAGAUGACGAUACUUCCAAGCCAGAGAUAGACUCACAGACCAAGCAGUCGUCGCUUGUAGGCAUUGAACUUCCUGGUCUGAAAGCUGCAUUGGGCUCAAAAGAUUCAUUCUUAUUGGUCUACGAGGACCUUACAGACCGAUUGAUCCGCCAUCAUAUGGCAGCAAACCGUGUUAACUCUGCUGAAUCGGCCCUCGCUGAAAUCGCCAUUUUACGAUACCGACAGAAGGAUUAUGAGGCAGCAGCUUCGUAUUUCCAUCGCAUGGCUCCGUUCUACGGUACCAAAUUCUGGGUUAUCCUGGAAGGAAGUAUGUUGGAACUCCACGCUCGGUGCUUGAAGGAACUCAAGCAGAACGAAGAAUAUGUUCGGAUGCUGCUACGGUUACUUUCCAAAUUUGCUUCAUAUGCGCAGGCGCAAUUGUCAGUGAGGCAGAAGACCCUAGUCAAUUCGAUCCCGUCGACUGAGCAGGAAUUGUUGGAUGGACAUGUUAGCGAUUUGUUCGAGGCGUCUGGGGCUCUCCAGAAAGACAUACCGGCUUCUUUGACGGACUUCUUUGCCGAUCUUAAGGUCGAUCCGGCUAUUCGGUUGUUCCAUGAUCGUGAUGGUUUCCAGAUUCAGCUAUCACUGCGGUUCCUCUUGGGUCGGCAGAUUGAAGUUGAUUCUCUCAAGGCUCGUCUAGUUAGCGCGAACACCUCUCAGAACUCUGAACAUUGGGUUGAGAGCUCGUCUAAAUUUAUUGUGAAGUCGUCAUCGACACAGAUCCUGAUUGACUCUUCGACCACACUGCAGGGCAAAUACUUUGUAGAUCGUCUCGAGCUAAGGGCUGGCAAUCUUGUCUUCCACUUUAACAGCGGACAGGACUCUGCACUUCCUGUUGGCUUCCGGGAAACGGAAGAAGCAGAAGAAGCCGAUGAGCGGCCAUAUAUCUAUUGUUACCCUCCAGCCGAUGGCCUCCAGGCGAAGAUUGUAUCACCACACUUGAUUAAUCUGGAGUCAAUGCGGACGCUGGAGCUGGAACUCAAUAGCGGACGAAAUGAUAUCAAGAGCGGCACAAUUCGUGUCCGACCAGCCACUGCAGGUCUACGGCUUCGUCUUACGGAGACAGAAGUUGUGGAUGGCAAACUCGAGGUGAAUGCCAACUCCGAGUCUGGUAUUAUCGAGUUCACACAAAUGGCGGCACAUUCCUUCGUCCGGCUUCGCAUUCCCUACACAGUGGAAGAGGCAUUUACGACUCUCUCGGCGCGAGCAGAGAUCGGGUACGAGACCGAGCAAGGCCAUUUUGCUUCGUCUUCCUCGUUCAAUGUUCUUUCUACGCUGCCAAUCUCGGUCAAUGUUCAGGAUAUUUUCAAGGACGAGCUGCUGUUCUCACGGUUCACUGUCAGUCCUGCCAUUCAGGUUCCCUUGCGUAUCACAAACUGCAGUCUGCCCAGCUCGGACAUUUACAGUGUGGAACCUGGCAUCAACGGCCCUGUCGCCCUCGACGUCUUCCCUAAACAGCCUGCUUCGCUUCUCUACAAGAUCCGCCCGAAUGAAGGCGAUGCUGCUAAAUUAGCGGCUCGCAGCCUGCGUCUCAGCAUCGAUUUCACCUGCGUCGACGAUGAAUGCAUCGAUGCAAUUGAGAAGCGGUUCGCUGACUCAAUUAACUCAAGCCCAUUCCGUGAAUACGCCGCAUUGCUUACAUCACACAUGGUCAGCAGCUUCCGCGGGCAGCUGACCACCAAUGACAUGGAAGCCAUUGGACUCAUUCGGGAGGUAGACAUGCUACCAUACAAAAGCCUACGAUGGGAUGACUUGCUGGGAGCACUAAAAGAACCCGCCGAGGAUGUACGACAGUGGCUAAAGGAAUGGCACAAGACAAACCAAACCAUCCACCUUCCCAGCCAGCCAACAAUCCCAACCCGGCGCAUAAUAAUUCCCGUCGACGUCCCAGAAAUCCGAGUCGUGCACACAGCAGAACUGCAACCCCAACCGAACCUCCAGCUAGGACCCUCGACCCAUGCAGCCGUCGGCCAAAUGAUAACAGCUGAACUAAUUCUCCGCCACACCCGCCGCUGGUCCUCGCCCGCAACCCGCAACUCCGAACUAGCCGACCAACCCCUCGAAUGCUCCUACGAGCUACACGCCAAUCCAGAGCAGUGGCAACUAGGAGGUCGGCGGCGCGGCAACUUCCUUGCCUACGACGGCGAAUCCACCCGCUUCACAGUCCUCCUCUUACCCCAGAAACCAGGUCAUCUCCUCCUGCCAGGUUUAGAGAUCCGUACAUUCUUCCCAGCGCAGACUCAGCUCCCUACCUCACCUCCUGCGGACUCGGCCGUCCCGUCUCGCCGCUCGGUCCCUUGUGAAGUUGAUUACCGGAACCAUGCAGAGACCAUCCUCGUUCUUCCUGAUUUGAGGAAGACUACGGUGAGUCUCAGUGCUUCUGGGGGCCACGCUGGUGCAGGGUCUUGGUUGAUUGAUUCGGAGCGGAGGGCUGAGGUUAAUUGA
Molecule: messenger RNA, 4287 nt
Organism: Penicillium antarcticum
Lineage: Eukaryota; Fungi; Ascomycota; Eurotiomycetes; Eurotiales; Aspergillaceae
Product: putative TMEM1 family protein
Exons: 4
Coding region: 1-4287 (1428 amino acids)
Biological process (GO): early endosome to Golgi transport; intra-Golgi vesicle-mediated transport
Cellular component (GO): TRAPPII protein complex
Source: RefSeq, a predicted model, not a curated record